GCCUCUGAGCUGAGCUUGGGCGGGCUGCCUGCCUGCCUGCCUGCCCGCCCGCGCUACCCGCUGCUCCAGUCCAGAGCCCAAGCCAAGCCUUGCGCGGUGCGCGCACCAGUUGGCCGUGUCAGUUCAACUACCACCAACCCCUGCGCUUUAAUGCGGGAGCACCAUCAAUUCACUCUCACUCACUCGCCACGCACCGCUCGCUGCGCUGCAACCUCUGCUCCUUUUACCACCGGUCCGCCACCACCUUCCCUGCGCUGCUAGAGCCUUCCUGGCGGCGGCGGCGGCGGCGUGGAUCGAUAUGGGCGCCGCGGCGCGGUCGGCAUUGGCGUCCGCCGGCCGUGCGGCGAACGAGGCCGUGAGCUUCGUGGUGUUCCUGCUGCUGGACGCGCUGGAGGCGCUGCUGUGCGUGGCGUACAGGGUGGCGGACUACGUGGCGGAGGGCGCGUGGCGGCCCUGCUACUGCGCGCGCCCGUCCCCGGCGUCGUCGUCGGGCCCCGCAGGUGGGAAGAUCGUCGUGUCGGAGCGGGGAGGCUCCAAGGUGGUCAGCAUGCUGUCCGCCACCAGGCUGCACCUCGAGGACAUCUCCGACACGCUGUACGCGCGCCGCCGCUCCGUGCUCGCGGUCGCGGGGGCGGCGUUUUCCUCCCCGCGGCGCGCGGCGGCGGGGGUCACCGUGCACUCCGCCCCCAUCGUGCAGAUGAUGCUGCGGGGCAAGGCCGGCGGAGACGGCAGCAACAAGUACCCGUCGCCGCGCUGGUCCGACUGCCACUGCGCCAACUGCAACCCGGCGGACACGGGCCGCCUCUUCGUGCACGUCGAGGCGCCACCAGCUGGCGACGGCGGCGUGGCGACGGAGGAGGACGUGCUGUUCAUCCACGGCUUCAUCUCGUCGUCGGGGUUCUGGACCCAGACGGUGCUCCCGCACGUGAGCCCCGAGGCGCGGUCCCGGCGGCGGCUGUUCGCCGUGGACCUCCUGGGGUUCGGCCGCAGCCCCAAGCCGGCGGACUCGCUGUACACGCUGCGGGAGCACGUGGAGAUGAUCGAGCGGUCCGUGAUCGAGCGCCACGGGGUCAAGUCCUUCCACAUCGUGGCGCACUCGCUGGGCUCCAUCCUCGCGCUCGCGCUCGCCGUCAGGUACCCCGCCGCGGUCAAGUCCCUCACGCUCGUCGCGCCGCCGUACUUCCCGGUGCCGCGCGGGGAGGUCGGCACGCAGUACGUGCUGCGGACGGUGGCGCCGCGGCGGGUGUGGCCGGCCAUCGCGUUCGGCGCCUCCGUGGCCUGCUGGUACGAGCACCUCAGCCGCACCGUCAGCAUCGUGCUCUGCAAGCACCACCGCCUCUGGGAGCUCGCCUUCCGCGUCUUCACCCUCUACAGGGUACGGACGUACCUGAUGGACGGCUUCUUCUGCCACACGCACAUCGCGUCGUGGCACACCCUCCACAACAUCAUCUGCGGCAGCGCGGGCAAGAUCGACGGGUGGCUCGAGGUGGUCAGGGACCAGCUCGCCUGCGACGUCACCGUCUACCACGGCAGCGACGACGAGCUCCUCCCCGUGCAGUGCAGCCACGCGGUCAAGGCCAAGGUCCCGCGCGCCCAGGUCAGGGUCAUCGACGGCAAGGACCACGUCACCAUCGUCGUCGGACGCCAGAAGGACCUGGCCAGGGAGCUGGAGGAGAUAUGGGACAGGAGACGGUGAGGUUGCUGGGUGGGUGGUUUAUAGGAUGAACGAAGCCACAGCCUGCAAAAGGAUGUGUCUUAUUACGAAAGAAGAAAAUGGGUGCCAACACGCGACAACGAGUUUCCUAAUGGAGGCUACAGGAACGAAAUAUAAGGGCAAAAGGGUUCGAGAGAGAGAGAGAUGUGAAGAGUACUUAAUUACAUUUACCCUUUUUUUAUGUCUUGGACUUGUUCUCAGGUUUUCAUAUUGAAGGCCGAGAAAAUUUCUUGCCCGGCCUGUGUGUAAUUAUGAUAUAAAUGAUUAGUCGUUUCAGACUUUCAGUUGUAAUCCCUGAACAGAAUGUGACAUGAACCGGUUUGUGGAGCUUGUACCUUUUUUCUUC
Zea mays is the source of this 2060-nucleotide messenger RNA. Its product is annotated as alpha/beta-Hydrolases superfamily protein. The transcript is spliced from 3 exons. The coding region runs from base 299 to 1696 and encodes 465 amino acids. The record is from RefSeq and is a predicted model, not a curated record. NCBI's taxonomy places the organism in Eukaryota, Viridiplantae, Streptophyta, Magnoliopsida, Poales, Poaceae.